Messenger RNA from Ectocarpus siliculosus, 1713 nucleotides. The record is from the annotation of a GenBank genome assembly. Lineage: Eukaryota; Phaeophyceae; Ectocarpales; Ectocarpaceae.
AUGUUUCACAUCGCCUCGACGGAGUCUACCAUCAAGAGUAUGACCACUGAACACGAGGAACUCCUGAAGAACAGGGAGGAAGACUUCAUGUACGCGACGGCUCCGGAAAGGCGCGAGGUUCACCAGUACGAGGAGAAGUGUGCGGACCUGCAGCGAAUCUUGAUGUCCUCGGACGUAGUCGAGCGAGAGCAGAAGGUCCUCCAGGCAAGACUGGCGGCUCUCCGUGUGGACGACGAAAAGGAGGAAGUGGCCAACGCCCGAGAGAUGGAUGGCCUCAAGCGCAACCUGUUUAACGUCAGGAACGAUCUCGAGAACGUUUUCCGGACAACCCUCCACGACCUGAACAUGUCUUAUCAGGAACAGGCGUUCGAUGCUAUGGUGGAAGAAGCUAUCGUAGCGAGGGGGGAGCUGCCGACCCUGCGAACGGACCUUCGCGUGAAGACGAGAAACGUGAACCGCGUCAUGGCCGAGCACUGUCGGAGCUUCCAGGGUGCGGGGUGUGCCAAGGUCGAGCGGGAUUUAGCCGACACCUUCGUCAAGCUGCAGGCGAAGCGCGGGGAAAAGCUGCGGCAAUCCGUUCGAAGUCAAAAGGAGGUUAUCGUGAAAGAGCAGGAGGAAAUGAAGGAUUUAGGGAAUAGGCUGGAGGAGUUUCAGGCAGAAGCGGGCGAGCUGACCAAGGCGGCGGCCGAGCUCCGGCAGGCCCGGGCUGAGUCUGCCCGUACACACGAGGAGUACCUCCACGCGCGAAGGUGGGCGCACACCCUGGCCAAGAAGGGGCCCAAGGCUCUAAAGGCGGAGCUGAAGCGUCGGCGGCUGGCCGCUCUCACCGCCGCCACCGUCGCGUCUUUCAAGGCCAGCCGAAGGGAAGACUCGGGCUUUUCGUGCUCGCCAGACGAGGGCGACGGUGGUGGUGCAGAUAGCGCUUCGCUUGGGUCUUCCCUCCCAGAUAGUCCUGACGACGCCGCCGCGGUCAGCUGCGACGCGAGCAGCGCCGGCGGUUCGUCUUCAGACGGAAGGGGCGAAGAGAGCGAGGUUUGCAGCAGGAACGGGGACGCACGAUUAACCGAUGCCGACGCCGGCACAAAUCGCGGUGUAAGUAACGAAGACGAUGACGAGCACCGGGCGGUUGCCACUACCGCCGCCACCGCCGCGGGCGAUUUCUAUCGUCCAACCGCUAUCUUGGACGGCGGCGCCGUUGCUACGGCACCCCCUUCCGCCGAGAGAAGAGACACGCUUACCCUGGUGUCCGGUAUGGAAAUAGGGGGCUUAGGCGUGGACGCUGACGCCGCUGCUACUGGUUUCAGCAAGCUGUUCAAGACGACAAAACCGGAAAACAACGCCACGGGUGUGAUCGGCGACGUUCCAAGGAUCGACCGCCGCCUUGCUGCCGCGUCUGAGAGGAUAUGGAGGGCGAGCCUGUCGGGGAACCACGACAUCAACAACAGCUACCACGAGCAUGGGCGACGAAACGGUGGCGGAAGGGCAGAGGCCAAGGAUGCCUCGAAAGCGGGCGUUGUGCCCGGCGGCGUCAGGGAUGAAGUGCCGUCCACGGACGGGAUGGGUUCGCUUCAGGCGGAGGGACACUGGCAACGACAAGCCCCCCCGCGUCUGCCCAGCGGGAGCACCCCCCCUGCAACAAGCUACCGCCCGAGGUGCUCGCGAGCAUGCUCCUCUCCGAUCACGAGGAUGGCAUCGGCGGGAAGGAGAGGAUAG